This is a messenger RNA of Apis florea (little honeybee), 1622 nucleotides long. RefSeq names its product ATP-dependent DNA helicase Q5. Gene Ontology annotation, cellular component: chromosome; cytoplasm; nucleus. Gene Ontology annotation, biological process: double-strand break repair via homologous recombination. Gene Ontology annotation, molecular function: four-way junction helicase activity; ATP binding; nucleic acid binding. The record is from RefSeq and is a predicted model, not a curated record. Lineage: Eukaryota; Metazoa; Arthropoda; Insecta; Hymenoptera; Apidae.
AUUUAAAUAAAAAUAAAUUUUAUAAUUAUAAUUACAUAGUAAAUAUGAAUAUUGAUAAAAAUACUGUGAGCAUUUUGAAAUCUGUUUUUGGUUACGAAAAUUUUAAAAAUAAUGUUCAAAAGAAGGCUAUUAUUACUAUUUGCAAAGGUUUUAAAAAUAUAUUUAUAUCAAUGCCUCCUGGAUUUGGUAGAUCUCUUUGUUUUCAAUUACCAGUUCUUUUACAUAAGAACAAAGUUGGAAUUAUUUUCUCUCCAAAAUUAUCUUUUAUUAAGAAAGAAGUAGAAUUUUUAAGAAGCAAACAGAUUAAUGCUGCUUUUUUAAGUAAAAAGUCAAAAACAAAGGAAAAAGAUAAUAUUUUGAAUGAUUUAGCAUCAAAAUGUCCAACAAUAUCAUUAUUAUAUGCAACUCCUGAAAUGGGGACAAUGACAUAUUUUAUGCAACUUAUACUUUCAUUGAAAGAGCGUACAAUAUUAUCUUAUAUUGUAUUCAAUGAAGUACAUUGUAUAAGUGAAUGGGGAUAUGAAUAUAUACCUUGUUAUGCAAAAAUUAUUAAAAUUCAUGAAAUAUAUAAACAUAUUCCAAAAAUUCUAAUAACUACAACUGUUACUUAUAAGGUAAUUGAAGAUGUUUGCAAACUAUUACCAUUAGAAAAUCUAAAAAUCUUUAGAAUGCCUGUACAACAAAUCAAUAUACUUUAUGAUGUCUGGUUUUUAGAUAUAAUUUCUCAUCCAUUUGAUCAUCUUAGAAAAUUUUUUAUACAAGCCUUUGGUUUUUUAGAUUUAUCUUCUCAGGAGAUACAUAAAAAAUUUGGCGUUAUUUACUGUAGAGAUAUAAUUACUGCAGAAUUGUUAAAAAAGGAAUUAAAUACUUUAGGCAUAUCUUCACUUACUUAUCACCAUAAAUUAAAUAAUAAUACAAAAUGUAACAUUGAAAAUAAUUGGAUAUCUGGAAAAAUUCAUGUUAUCAUUACAACAUAUGAUUAUGGAUUUAUUCACAAGAAAUCAAUUAGAUGUAUAGUUUAUUGGACAGUGCCUGAGAAUAUUAGCAAGUAUUAUAAAGAAACUGCACAAAUAUGUUCAAACAAUAAUCGUGUAUAUUGUAGAAUAUAUUUUAGCAUGAAAGAAUAUUUUGCUGUAAAAUUUGUAAUUGAAAAUCAUAGAUUAAUGAACAAUAUGGAUCAUAUCAAAAAACGAUUACUCGAAUAUGAAAAACUUGUGUCCUAUUGUCUUUCUGUAAAAUGCCGACAUGAAAUCAUUAGUGAAUAUUUUGGAUACAAAAUAUCGUCUUGUAAAAUGAAUUGCGAUGUCUGUAUAAAUGAGGAAAUGGUAAUGAUUAGAACAUUUAAAUUUAUUAUGUAUUCAGAAAAAAUGAAAGGAAUCACAUACGGUUGUGAUAUUAAUGAAUUCGUAAAGAAAAAAGAAAUAGAACUAAACAUUAUAGAAAAAGUAGAAGACAGUUUGAAAAUAUCAGAAAAUUCUAGUAAUAAUAUUGUACAUAACAAUACUGAUAUACUAUGUAAUGAACAAUAUAAAGAUAAGUUAAUGAAAGACAAACAAAAACCAUUGUUAUUGAAAAUAUUUUAGUUAAAAAACAAUUAGAAAAAAAUUAUAUUGAAAUUAAUA